UGCUGAAGCAUCACCAAAGGACCUUCACGAAACAGCAGACAAAAUGGCGACCCGUUUUCUGACGCUCCUGGCUCUGGGAUUCGCGGGCGCCCAAGCCUACCAGUUCCAGGCGCAGAAAAGGCAAGCGCUGGCUGGCGAGUCCUGCCUGGCUUUGUCCAAGCUGCUCAUCAACCAGACCGGAUACUCACAGUACGUCCACUAUUACACCGAUAUCCCAGAACUUACCAGUUUUACAAUGCAAUACUGGUUCAACCUCAACAAAAAUUUCCGAAGCGCGACCACCUUCAACUAUGCACUCGACGAAGAAGUGAACACAGACAACGUAACCCUCCAGCUCCACCAGGGGGAACACCUCCACUCGCCCUCCCAUUGGACGCUCCACAUCAACGGCAUUCUGGUGGUGCGUGUGGAGUCUCCGCCCGUUCUGGCUGGGGAAUGGCACCACAUGGUCCACUCCUGGGAUUCCACUCAGGGCGAGUGGAGCAUUUUCAUGGAUGGGCGACUGCUGGGGAGCGGGUACAGCAAAGAGGGCCGAGGUCUGGUGAUCCCAGCAGGAGGCAUCGCUGUGUCGGGCCAGCACCAGAACACCGCUCAGUUCAGCGGCAUGGACCAAGGCGAGGGCAUCGAAGGCUGGUUCACCCUGUUCAACAUGGUCUCGCGCCCCCUCUUUCACCCCAAGUCCGCGCGCACCCUCGCCCUCGUCGCUAGGAUCGCCCGCGAGUGCUCUCCCAACGCCGCCUACGGUGACGUCAUCAGCUGGAGCAGCACCCCGCGGAAGGGGUACGGGGGCAUCAUGGAGACCCCCGCCUUCCCCGUCUGCGGGAGGUUCUAAGGGGCGUGCUCCUUGCUCAUAUUCCUGAGGAGAACCAUGUAUUUAUCUGCCUUUUAGCCCUAUUGUUAUUAAAGCAACAAAAAAGA
Molecule: messenger RNA, 918 nt
Organism: Penaeus chinensis
Lineage: Eukaryota; Metazoa; Arthropoda; Malacostraca; Decapoda; Penaeidae
Product: C-reactive protein 1.1-like
Exons: 5
Coding region: 44-832 (262 amino acids)
Source: RefSeq, a predicted model, not a curated record